Molecule: messenger RNA, 3759 nt
Organism: Trichobilharzia szidati
Lineage: Eukaryota; Metazoa; Platyhelminthes; Trematoda; Strigeidida; Schistosomatidae
Source: the annotation of a GenBank genome assembly
AUGUCAUUCGAUAUUAAAAGAUUAAAACAAAAAUCUGAAAAAUCUAUUGAACUAUUGAAUCAUUUAACUCAGAAGUCUGUAAAUCUGCUGGAUACAUCAGUUUCUCGGGAGUUCUAUCUACAGAAAAGAGACUUAGAUUAUAUUUCAAGUGAAAGAUCAUCGAUCAGUCUACCGUCAGUUAUAAAUAUUGACGAUUUUUCAAAACCUCAGUGGUAUUAUUUACUUGGAAAAAGUUCUUGUUAUCGUCGACAUAUGUCAGUUGUUCUAGCAGCAAGUUUGUCUAAGGGUAGUGAGUCAGAGAAGCUGUCAUUCCUUGCCUCAUCCAAUUCGCAUACGGAAUCACUGACAUCUGAAAUGAAUAAAGUUAUGAAUCCGUCUGCUAGUGUUUCGACAAUAUCUUCUUUACAUGGAUGCGAUAAUCGAGACUCUGGACUAUGUCAUUCAGGAGAUUUAAAGAGACUCCAGAUAACUAUCCCCAAGUCGGAUUCAGGUUAUGGUUUCACACUGACUGCUCAAAUGGCAGGAUUCAAUCUUCAGCAGUUUGCAAGUACACCACUAACAUCACCGACAACGAAUCAAACAACAUUGUUUAGUGAAAACAAUAACAGCCUACCAAUGCAGAGAUUAUUUCGUAUUCAUUCCGUAAGAAAAAAUUCACCAGCUGAUCUAGCUGGCUUACCAGUUGGUGCUUAUCUCCUGGGGAUUGGAAAUCAACCUUUGGAUUGUACAAUUACACUGAAAGAAGUUGUCAGAUGGAUGUAUGAAGCUGCAGAAAGUCAUCCAGAUAAAGCGGUAAUUCUAGACAUUGGAGUACCUAGUUGUCAAACAGAAUUACCAUCUCAGAAUAAUUCUAAGCUAAGAUUUAGUGAAAAAUUCAAAUUUAUGGUCUCUUCUGGUAGACACAAUCAAGUAAAGGAGAAACCAGAUAUGAAUAAUAACAAUAAUUAUAAUAAUACUUGUUUAAAUGACAACACGAACUCUGUCAACAGUCAUAACAACUCAUAUCCUUUAUCCAAUGGCCAGUGUACAACAGUUAAACAGUCAAUAACAGAAUCAGUCGAUACAGGAAAUACAUCCAGUAAUCCAUAUCUUCCUCGAACAGUUACUCCUGCCAGUACAGUUAUGCUAUGCGAAGAACGUUGUAUUGAUGAAGAUCUUAUGAAUGAUGAAACUAUCAGUAAUCUACAAAAUAGAAACGAAAGUAGCAGUUUGAGUAGACGCCGACGUAUGCUAACACUGGCGCCACCAAUACUCAAACUUAAAUGGCAAGAUGUUUGUUUGGAUGAAGCGAAUCGACAGUGGGCAGUUGAAAGAUUAUUAACUAAACUGACAAAUACAUCAAAUGACUUAAUGAAUGGCAUAAAAGCUUAUCGUACUGGUCUACAGAAUAUUGCCAACUUUCAUCCAGAUGAUUUAAAUGCAUUGUUUCAUAAUAUUGUUGAAAUUGGCUCUGAAACGUGUAAAAUGAAACAAAAUCUGCAAAAUGGUUGUCUGCCGUACGAUGUUUCAACUAUAACCUCGUCUUCAUCAGAUCCACCUGCUAGACAGUAUGCAAUCAAUAAUAAUAAGAGCAAAUCAAGAUUUUCAAUAUCUUCAACACCAUCUCCAUUAUUGCCUCUACGGAAUGAUUCUUACAGAGGGAACAAUACUAAUACUCUUACCAAUAAUAAUAAUAAUAACAAUAAUAAUACUAGUUUACUUAAUGGGAAAGAUAAACUUGAUGAAUAUAGAAGGAAUAGCAGUGGUACUAUUACGAAUUCUAAGAAUAACAGUCAUACUACACAAAACGGUGGUAUACACAAACGACUGUCGUUUUUGUUUAAAUUACGUAAAAGUACCGUUAAUCGAGAAAGCAAACCAAAUGAUGGCGACGACAAUAUUAAUAACAAUAAUAAUAAUAAAGCAAGGCAGCUAUCAGAGGGUUUCAAAAGUGACACCAGUGCUACUGAACAGCUUUGUCAGCAAGACGAACCAAGGAAGCAAACGAUGAUUACACAACAAGAUCCAUCAUCAUGUAAUCAUCAAUUGAACCCAUUGAAUCCACCUAUACAUGGUCAUUUGGAUAAUCCUGGUACAAUUAUUUUAAUGUCUCUCAGUGAUCUGUUACACCAGUGUAUGGAUUAUACAAAUGUUUAUCCGGAUCGUUUGAAGUAUAUUCAUCAACUUAGAAAACAUUUUCCAGAGUUACGAUUAUUUCUCAAGAGUCAAGCGAUGCAACCAGAUGUCCCUAUUCUAUCAUUAUUUCUUACUUUACCGUUAGAGAUUCCGAGAUAUUUGUUAUCGGAAUUAAAAAACAUUGAGAAAUAUACAAGUGCUCAACAUAAAGAUAGACCAGCUCUUGAAAAAUGCAUUCAAGCUCUAAAUGAAGCACUGAACAACCAGUCGUCCCCGAUCCCUCCCAACGACAUAGACAGUGUCAAUAAUUUAAUUUUAAAAGAUGUGAGUUAUCUUUCCAACACUCAGUGUCCUGAGAAUGACCAUCAAUCAAAAAAGAAUACCUCUCAUAUUUUUGAUACAAACAAGACAUCACCAUCUACUGGUGGUGAGGCGGUAGACAACGCAGACUCACCUGUCGUCUAUCCGAAGAAAAGCGUCACUGAGAAUACACAAUUAGCCAAACUGAUGAAGUAUCUGCUACCACCACUAUUUCCAUAUCCAAACGAUUCAGAAACAUUCAGUCCAUCUGAAUGGUCUUCAGUUAAUCAUCAUAUCAUUUAUAAAAGUUAUCUUUUAUGCACUUUGUGCUCAAAACAAUAUCCUGAUUUAAUUAAAGAGGAUGUAUCCUAUCGUGGUCCUGUUUUUGCAUAUUUACUAAAUGAUGCCCUACUAUUAGUUGUCUCUGAAAAAGAUGUCCUUGAAACUUGUCGACCAUCCUGUUUAGCUUAUGAACCCAUACUCCUCGAUUCGAUUGCUUUUCAGGAUUAUGAAAUAUCAGCUUUAUCAUUUAUGCUAAAACUUAAAAAUGGCACAACAUUUCAAUUCGAUUGUACAACAUUUGAAAUUAAACUAGUUUGGAAGACUCUUAUUGAACAACAGAUGACAACCAAAUAACUGAUCUAUUAAAACUCCUAGACUCCUAGACUUAUUUUAUUCCACAUUGACAACUUCAUGUGAAACUGUUCAGUUCAAUUCCUUCAAAUCUCUCUCCCUUUGUUGAUGUAUAGAUAUUUUGAAUUUGAUGCUUUUAUUUUUUUAUAUUUCAUAAUUAUACUACGUGUAAGUUAUAGUAGGCAAAUUUCAAUCCGCGCUUUCUUUCCAAUGGUAUUUUGAGUAAAAAAAAGAAAUUCUUGCUUUUUCAAUCUAUUUCUACUGUUCUAAUUACAAUUAGUGAAUACUUCAGUCUUAAUCAACUCCAGUGUGAUUUAAAUCCUAUUUUAUUAUGCGAAGAAGAUAUAUAAUACUAUCAGGGUGGAGAAAACUCCUUUAACUUUAUUUCGUUAACGUGUAGUGCACGACGAGAACUCCUGUGUAACCUAGUCACUCUUCUCAAUAGUACUCAAUUCCAGUAGAGCUUUAAUAUAAUGUGCAUUGAUGACAUUUGAGGGGAUAUUUUGCAUGUCAGUCGAUUUGUCAUUCCUAUCAUCUUACCGCUUUCACGUAUGUGUGUGUGUGUGUACAUGCACACAUCUUUGUGAAUUCACGUAUAUUAGAGAAUUUCCAACAACCUCUUUUUAUUCCUCAUUUAUUUUCAAAGAUUUUCUAUUUAUUAGCGAAGAGGACAUCUUACUACUGCAAUUCCUCACUUUAAUUUCUCUUUUC